Molecule: messenger RNA, 317 nt
Organism: Bursaphelenchus xylophilus (pine wood nematode)
Lineage: Eukaryota; Metazoa; Nematoda; Chromadorea; Rhabditida; Aphelenchoididae
Source: the annotation of a GenBank genome assembly
AUGGAAAGCCGAAGUCGCCUCGUAACUUCUUCUUCCCAAGAUCCGGUAAGAAAAACAUGAAUUUUGAAGUUGUUUAUGGGUUUAGGAGCACGUACUUCAACUGCAGAUGUCGAGAAGAACUCGUCGUCCAACUCCUCCAACCCAACAUCCGGUAAAAAACCAACAUGUUUGACAUUAACUAUCACGUUCAGGUGUUAGCACGGCCCGGUCGAUCGUCGAUGGACAGAGUGGCACCUCUUCCGCGCCAGCGACCACCACUUCCCAGUCGUCCAUGGGAUCUACCCAUUCCGCUCACUCCACCAGCACUAACCCUUUGA